Pyrenophora tritici-repentis Pt-1C-BFP is the source of this 1758-nucleotide messenger RNA. RefSeq names its product Trichoplein multi-domain protein. NCBI's taxonomy places the organism in Eukaryota, Fungi, Ascomycota, Dothideomycetes, Pleosporales, Pleosporaceae. The record is from RefSeq and is a predicted model, not a curated record.
AUGCCAGACCAGAAAUGGGACCCGCCCACCGCCCUCAGCACGGCGCCCAUCUUCGACGAUGCCGUCUAUCUUGCCGAAGCGCUGCAUCUGCCCGUCAAUGAGACUGAGGAUCAGCUCGACGCCGAAUUAGUGCUGCUUGCUAGUGAAUCUGGCAUCGCCGACCCUUAUCGCUUCGUGCCGGCCCCAAAGACCAUUGCUCGCGCCAUUUCGUCCAUGACGUUGGACAGCGAUGAGAGGAGCUCAAAAUCCAUACAUUCGCACGAAACCCAGUCCACCACCCUCACUUCUGCGCCUUCUCGUACUUCCAGAGACCACCUCUAUCCUAGCGACCGCCUUUCGGCAAAGAUGCUCACUCGAUCACUUUCACGCUCACGUCCGACACGGUCGGUGGAGAAGCACCAGCAAGCCACUCCAUGUCCUGGGCCUGGUAUCGGGUCAGUGCAAUGUUCGCCUCUGUCCGCCUCGCCUUCUGCCGUUUCCCUCCCGACAGCCCAACGGCAGCCGCGACCACGCAAAAAGCGUGGCUCGGCCAUUUUCAACAUCUUCCGCAAAGAUACAAGGUUUGUUGUAGCCAGUAGGCUACCAUCAUGUCUCACCAGGGAUGACAGUAAUGCUUGCACCGCCAACGUCACACACCACCGACACCAUAGAGACGCAAAGCUAGAAUGUGGCCAUUCCUUGUCUGCGUACAAUGUCCGCGGACAUAUGCUGGAAGCGACAAACGGUGGCGCUAAGAGCGCCACACAUCUUGUGCCAAAUUGCUGCGGAAACCCAUUACCACCGUCUGUGUUGGAGAUUGUUCUCACAAAGGAGACGGACAUCUCUGAAAAGGACGAAGGCCCGUCGCCGGCCACGUCCACGUUCCGCGACUCUGGCUAUUGCGAAGCUGGAAUACCAGCAAUAGGGCUGCCAAAUCUGACCAAAGGCGAUAUUGUAGCAGACAACCUGCCAUCUAAGCGUACCAGGCAUGCGCCAAUCAACAUCGAAGCAGCAUUAGCAAACGAAGCUUUCAAGAGCUUCAAGACGCAGCAGACGGAGCAAUUCGAACAUGUAUCAAGCUUUGAGUGCACUCAGCGAAAGGCACUGGAGGCACACCAUCAGACCACGCUGCAGCGGUUGAAGGUCCGGCACGAUGUCACAAAAGAAGAACUGAUUGAGCAGCACACCGAGGAUCUUGAACGCUUAGAAGAACGCCAGCUUCUUGCCGAACACGACAUGAUCAAAGCGCACGCCCAAGAGACACAGAACGUAUGCACGGCGCUAAAGUACAUCGAGGCUUAUUGCGUGGGCACAAGAGAGGAGCAAGACCGCACACACACCGUGUCGGAGGACGACUUGAAGAAGCUAGAGCGGCAAAAAGCAACACAACGAGAACUUCCAAGGAAGCAUGCGAGUGCAAUCAACGUACUACGUGCAAGGCAAGAGGUGGAUAUGGAGCGAAGGUUGGAAGCACAGGAAGCCGAGCUGGAGCAACUGGAUGCCGACUAUGAAAAGGAGGUUUCAGCAAAAGAAGCGGAAUACAAGAAAGAGUCGGAAAGACUUGAGGGACUCAUUGCAACACGAAGAAAGAGGUUGUUGCAGAGAUGGGACCUAAGGUUCGAGAUGUGGCGCAAGGGCUGGGAGGAGCAAAACAACACGACACUGGAUGCAAAGCUCGAACAUGAGACCUGGCCGCCUCGCAAAGCCGAUCACGCCAUCACCAUUUCCGAUGCUAGUGCCUUGUACCAGUACCUCGAAGCCGCGGUAUCAGCCGCCUGA